Molecule: messenger RNA, 858 nt
Organism: Rotaria sordida
Lineage: Eukaryota; Metazoa; Rotifera; Eurotatoria; Philodinida; Philodinidae
Source: the annotation of a GenBank genome assembly
AUGCAUUCGACAUCAGCUAAUAUUGGAUUUCAAGAUUUAUAUACUCAAUUAACAGAACCUCAUAUUGGAUUUGAACGAUUUGUAGAAGAAUGUAAUAAUAAUAUACCAACAAAUAAUACUUCAGGAAAUACAAAUCCUAAUUCAAGUUUACCAAUUCAAACAAAUAUAAUCUCAUCGUCUGAUUAUUCAUCAACUAUUUUGAAAACAAUGCCUUCUUCUUCAUCAAAAUCAAAUGGAAAUUCUCAUUUAUCAAUAAAACGUCUUUUCACUCCAUUUUUAUCUACUAUUUAUAUUGAAAUUGAUACAAUAUGGUUUCAAAAGAAAUGGUUAAUAUUUAAUGAUAAUCAUAAAGAAACAUUUUUAAUAUUAUGUUCAGAUAUAUCAAAUUAUUUAACUGUACAAAUGGCUAUUAAUCAAAAUUGUUUUGUAAACAGUAAAUUACCACUUCGUAAUCAACCUGAAUGUUUACUUAUUCGAACAGAAAUCAAUAAUAAAAGUUUAUUUUUACCUAAUUCAAUUAUUUCAUUUGAAAAUUUUUUUGAUAGAAAUAAAAAUUUAUCUCAAGGAAAAUUAAUUGCUAUUAUAUGUGAGUCAGAUAAAAUUAAGAAUAAAUUAAUGUUUUAUAAACAUUCACCAAAAAAUCAUUGGUAUAUUCUUCAUAUUAAUCGUAUAAAAUCAUCACAAUCAUAUUCAAAUAUAUUAUCGGAUGAUGAACAAUUUCAACUUGAAUCAAUUUUAAAACAAAAUAAUCAUAGAAAAUUUAUUCAUCCAUCUGAAUUAGUUUUUCCUUUAUCUGCUUUAUGCUAUCAUCCUAUUACUUAUGUAUAUCUUGUACAGAAAAUUAAUGAUGAGAAUUAG